Messenger RNA from Sebastes umbrosus (honeycomb rockfish), 1638 nucleotides. RefSeq names its product neurofilament medium polypeptide-like. The coding region runs from base 395 to 1543 and encodes 382 amino acids. NCBI's taxonomy places the organism in Eukaryota, Metazoa, Chordata, Actinopteri, Perciformes, Sebastidae. Gene Ontology annotation, cellular component: Set1C/COMPASS complex. The record is from RefSeq and is a predicted model, not a curated record. The transcript is spliced from 8 exons.
UUAGUUAAAUUAUUUUGUUUUUUUCAUUUAGCUUACGAUAGAAAUAAUACACAGUAGAAAUACAAACUCUUAAUAUAGAGUUUAGUAUACGUUCUUUGGUAUCAACGGUAGUAGGAGCCUGUUUUAACGAGGGGAGCAUUAAUGGCGUGACACCGUUACCAUGGUGACAGAACUGCUACAUCCGGACGCUCGUUGGAAAAGGGAACAUGUUAUUUUGGUGAUGUCCUUGUUUGGCUGCUAUAUAUUAGUUAAAUUAGUUGAGUUUUUUCAUUUAUCUUACGACAGAAAUAAUACACAGUAGAAAUACAAUCACUUACUGUAGAGUUUAAUAUUAUAACGUCAAAAAAAAAAGGAAGUUAAGUUGUGUUUCCAUCGUUUACUCAGAUAUAAAAACAUGGACUCUGAGUAUUUACACAGACACCUGGGGAAAUGUCUGGCAGACGGACUCGCUGAAGUGUCUGAGAGGCGUCCUGUGGACCCCAUCCACUACCUGGCCCACUGGCUGUACAAGUACAACUCUAAUGCAGAAUAUGAGAAAGAGAGAAACGCCAAUUUGGAACUCCUGGAGCAAGAGCAGGCGAAGGCCAGAGAAGAGGCGUUGCAUCAGGAGAAGCUGAGGGAGGAGGAGCAGAAGAUCAGUGACGCCUUGGCAGAGUCUGAAAAGAGCAUAUCGCCACAUCAUCAGAUCUCUGAGAAGGAUGAUGCACCCACGUCAGCUACAGCAGGAGCUGCUGAGGACAACAAGCCUGCGACAGAAGAGAAACCAAAAACCCCUGAUCCAGAGAACCAGCAAGACGCAGAUGAACACCAAACUGAAGCUCAGGAAAAUGUCACUGAACCGGAGGUUACAGAUAAUGUUACCAGUCCAGAGUCCCCUGAGAGAAAACCUUUGGAGGCCAGUAGCUCUUCCCUCUCUGAGGCCCUCAGCACAGAGGUCAAAGAGGAGUCUACAGAAGUGCCUGUUGAAAAAGUGGAGCCGCGGGGCGAUCAAGAUGAAGAGAAAACAGAGGUGGAGCCAAGAGACAAUCACGUAGAAGAGAAAACAGCAAACACCGAUCAAAUAGAAGAGAAAGGAGUUGGCCAAGAUGAGGAGAAGGUGGUUGAUGAAGCUGACGCUACUGAAUCUGAGCAGACUGACGCGUUACACUCAACUCCCGACCGAGACACUGACGACUUAAAACCAGACAAAACAGAAGAGCUACACGACAAACAAAGUCCUCGUUCCCCUCAGGACAAAGAGAAGGUUGAUGAAAAAGAAACUGAUACGUUGGAGUCAGCACCACAGAGUGUAGCUCUCGAACCAGAGGAGACAUUUGCUACUGAAGAAACUGAACAAGAGACACCAAAACCUGGUUCUCCACCUCUUCAGGAACAGGAAGAGGAGGCAGACGGGCAACACACAACAAAUGAGCCCACUGAUAGCUCGGCUCCAACUGACAGUGACGUAACAGUAGAGAGCGAGAGACCACAAGAGUGGGAAAACUUUUCUCCUGACAUGGAGUCCAUCAAGGAAGAAGAAGAAGAAGAAGAAGACCAAACAUGAUCCAUCUUUUAUAUGAGUUUUAAUGUUUUUAUAGCUUCAGUAUACGUGUAGUUUAAAUAUAAAACCUGCAAAAAAAUAAACAUUUAUCACCAAUA